AUGCCCACGUCUCCCAAAGAAUUCACACCUGCUGAUUUAGCUGAACUCAAGAAGAUUUUUGAAGCUCUCAACACAAGAUUAGGUGAAUACUGGGCCAACCAUCGCAGGACUAUGAACGCUCCUCACUGGACUCCUCACUGGACUCCUCACUGGACUCCUCACUGGUCUCCUCACUGGUCUCCUCAGUGGACUCCUGGGGGACUGGAGCCCUCCAUGAACUCAUAUCUGAUUCCAAACCUCCACCAAGAUGUGGGAAUGAACACACAGGAGCUGGCUGUGACCGUUCCUAAGCCUGUGCACGUAAAGAAGGGGAUGUUUUCUGAGCUGCACAGUAAUGUUUCAGAAGCUGGCAUCCCGGUCACUGCAACACAUUUUGACCUGCAGCGGGAAAUGCUCUGGAUGGGAAACUACACGGGUCAUGUACAAUCCUUCCUUGGACCUACAAUGGCACACUACUCUUCUUUCCAAGUGCACGCAACUGAUGCCAUCAGACACAUGCAGAGUUUGGACACAGGCGUGCUCUUCCUUUCUAAAUGCAACCUCAGAUGUUACACUUGUGGAGGCCUGGUCAUGUCUGAUUAUUGGAUGGAAGAAGGAGCUGAUAUGCACAGUCUCCUCAUGACUGAUAACAUGCUGCUCAUGGGGGAAUUACAAAACUAUGUGGCUGAAGUUGACUUGAAUACACUUCAAGAAACUCAAAAAGUGACCCUUCGAGACUUGCAUACAUUUAGGACACAAAACUUUGAUGCAUUUCCUGGCGGCCUGUCAGACUUUGAUGUUCACGGAAACCUCUUGGCUGUGAGUGGGUUCUCCAGCCGAGGGCCGAAUGAACGUUUCCUCAUGGUGUAUGACCUCCGCAGGAUGCGAGCUGCAACCCCCCUUUGGGUGCAUGUGGAUCCCUUCUUCGUGCGCUUCAUUCCUACCUACACGUCACGGCUCGCAAUCAUCUCACAGACAGGUAUGAAGCUGGCCUGGAAUCAUAACCUGUGGCCCUGCUCUCCCAUCCCCACUGUCCAGGCUACACCCAGCUCAAGAUGGGCUCCUGGGAUGGAGCCAGAAAUCCCACAAACUAUUGAAACAGUUGGCUUCAACAGUUAUGUGGAAAAUCCUUACGCCUGCCCCUUUAACCAGGUCCCUGCCAAUGAAGAAGGGACACCUGGUCAUGGUUAUUACAACCACGUCCCUGAAUCUCCAACACAGAGUGAUGAAGAGCCGCUCCUUCACACUGUUCCAGAAAAGUACAGAAAGGUGACAAUUAAAUACUCUAAAUGUGGACGGGAAGAUUUUGACUUCAAACAUUACAACAGGACGUUGUUUGCUGGCCUGGAGCCGCAGAUUCCCAACGCCUACUGUAACUGCAUGAUCCAGGUGUUAUACUUCAUGGAGCCAGUUCGCUGCCUUGUUCAGAAUCAUUCGUGCCACAAGGAGUUUUGUUUAGCUUGUGAACUCGGCUUCCUCUUCCACAUGUUGGAUUUGUCACAAGGAGAUCCAUGUCAGGCCAGCAACUUCCUCAGAGCACUUCGAAACAUCCCUGAAGCCAAAGAGAUGGGCCUGAUCCUCUCAAACUGUGAGGAGACAACGGGAACAGUCGAGCUAGGUCGCUUAAUCCAGAGAUGGAAUCACUUCAUGCUCUACCAGCUCUUCCAGGAGACACAGGAGCAGGAGGAUCCACGGGCCUACAGGACACCCAGGAGCAGUUCUCUGGGCUCCUCUGGCGACUCUGUCAUUAGAGAGCUGUUUUGUUCUGAAGUUGAGAACCGCAGCCUGUGUCUCUGUGGCAUAGAAACAGUCCACUCCUCCCUCAUGUUGCUGUUCAACAUGCAUUACCCCGACUCUCAAGGAAAAAGAAUGAAGGAGCAUGACUUUGCUGAGAUCCUGAAGAAAAGCAUCUGCCUGCAGCAGAGAUCUCACACAUGGUGUGAAAACUGUGACAAGUAUCACCUCACAGUGCAGACACGCAACAUUCGACGUCUCCCAGAUGUUUUGGUGAUAAACUGUGAGGUGAACAGCAGCAAAGAGGCCGAAUUCUGGAAGGUUCAGGCCGAGUAUGCCUUCAACAAAUCCAUGCAGAAGACAGAUCAGGAUCAGCGUCACGUGUGGAUCCCCGCCACUCUCAAGAUGUCCCUCAGCAAAAGUCAGAGACUGGAGAUCAGCAGCUGGCCUGAGGGCGAGGAGUUAAGUGCUGCUGAAGAGGCGGAGGGAGCUUCUCUGUAUGACUUGGUGGUCACGGUGCCACACAUCCUGGACUCUGGUCUGGUCGCACACAUCAAAGUGGGUGAGACCUACCAUCAAAGAAAAGAGGGAGUCUCUCGCCAGCAGUGGUACCUCUUCAAUGACUUCCUCAUUGAGUCGAUUGAGAAGAGUGAGGCUGCACAGUUUGAUGUGAGCUGGAAAGUGCCAGCCAUCCUGUGUUACGCCAAGAGAAACUACCACACCAAAUACGACCUCCGCAGUGAGUGUCAGCACAAUCAGUCUGAAGUCAAAUCCGACUUAUAUCGGACUCAGAAGCAGAGGAAGACAGACGCCACUUUCAUCCCACUGACAGUCAGUGAGAUGCCGCGGGCUGGUGACCUGGUGGGGCUGGACGCUGAGUUUGUAAAGCUCAGUGAGGAGGAAGCAGUGCUGCACAGCGACGGCACCAAAUCGACCAUUACGCCCAGUCAGAUGUCUGUGGCCAGGAUCACCUGUGUGAGGGGUCAGGGACCCAACGAGGGGGUCCCCUUCAUCGAUGACUACAUCUCCACUCAGGAGCAGGUGGUCGACUAUUUGACAAAAUACUCUGGAAUCGAACCUGGAGACCUGGAUGCCACAGUAUCCUCUAAGCACGUGACCACGCUGAAGUCGACCUACCUGAAGCUACGCUUCCUCAUCGACUCAGGAGUUUGCUUCGUCGGCCACGGCCUGCAGAAAGACUUUCGUGUCAUUAAUUUAGUGGUUCCCAAAGAUCAAGUUAUCGACACUGUCCACCUCUUCCGAUUGCCCUACAAGAGGAUGAUUUCUCUGAAAUUCCUUGCUUGGUAUUUUCUUGGCCUCAACAUCCAGGGAGAAACCCACGACAGCACGGAGGACUCAUGCACGGCCCUGAAGCUUUACAGGAAGUACCUGGAGCUGUAUCAGGAAGGAGGGAAUCAUUACGUGACGAAGGUGCUCUACGAAGUCUACGACAAAGGCUUCCAGCUGAACUGGAAAGUCCCGGAUUUGGAUGCGAGAUAGGCCGUCUGAGUGGACUGAAUGCACUCUCCUUCCAUCCACAGGUGCUGCUGUGCUUCCCUCUGGGACUGUGAGCAACACCAUGACCUGAAGAUGCUCGGGCUGCUUAUUCUGUAUCAUAUUUUAUAGUUAUUUGCUUUGAGUCAGUGACUCAGUUGUUUUUAUCAUAUCUAAAUGUAAGCUUUUUAUUUCAGAGAGGUUUACAGGGGAGGAAAGUGAUCAUUCAAAAUGUGAAUUUGAAGCAUUCUUUUUUUUUUUAAAGAAAAAGACAAAAUUGUUGCAUGUAAAUGAAGUCAUCCUGAGCACUGUAAAAUGUUUGUUGUUUGAUACCAGGAAGUGGAGAAUGUGUAUGAAUCCAUGAAAAUCUUGAUUAAAACAGAUUCCAACCACAAUGAAUUUAGUUUGUUUUUUUCACCAGCUUCUGUGAAAUCUGUUGCACUGUUCAUUUUCCAGCUGGC
Oreochromis niloticus (Nile tilapia) is the source of this 3668-nucleotide messenger RNA. RefSeq names its product PAN2-PAN3 deadenylation complex catalytic subunit PAN2. Gene Ontology annotation, biological process: nuclear-transcribed mRNA poly(A) tail shortening. Gene Ontology annotation, cellular component: P-body; PAN complex. Lineage: Eukaryota; Metazoa; Chordata; Actinopteri; Cichliformes; Cichlidae. The coding region runs from base 1 to 3213 and encodes 1070 amino acids. Gene Ontology annotation, molecular function: nucleic acid binding; protein binding; poly(A)-specific ribonuclease activity. The transcript has 21 exons. The record is from RefSeq and is a predicted model, not a curated record.